AUGUCGUCUCGCGGUGAUCCUGACUGUGCCCUGCCCGGCACUUCAGCCGAGUUCCUCUCGUUGGGGGAACAACUCUGCUUUGUGCUCGGUCCCGAAGUGUACGAAGAAGUUGUGAAUAGCAACCCCUAUGCCGACUCGGACGAACAAGCAAGUCCUGCUACUUCCAUUGGCACCCCGGGCCAUACUGCCUUGCCCGAGCCUUCACCUACUUCGAUCUUCACGCAACCUAUCCAUUCCAAGUCGCGCGAGGAGUUGGGUCCCGGGGUCGAGUUCUGGUCGUUUCCUCCUGACGACGCCAUUCGAUCUUUGAUUCCAAAGAGACUGAAUGUGCCCAUCAAAGAGGGUCAUGAUCAUCUGCCCAAGGUUGAAACCUCCGAGAUCUCGAAACGCACUCUCAGCCGAGUGGCCUCUUUCGAUUACAGCGAGACUCGCAAGAAGAAAAGCCAGUCCGGUGGGACUCUGGAGAGCAUCCGCGAGGUCGACGCACCCGUCCUGGACGAGACUUCUCCCCAGAUUGAGGGUACUCACAAGAAGCUCUUUGGGAAGAACGGCUGGCUCGAAGGUCCGCGUGAUGUGAACAGAGCUUUGAGUACGAAGCACAACUCAAACUCGCUCAGAGAACUGGGAAAAAGGAUCAAGCAGCAGCUGGCAGAGCUGGUAAGGGCAUGCCUGACCUCGUUGUUUAAGGGUUAUAUUCCGUUUCUGACAUUCUUUUCGCAGACCGUAGACGUGACGAAGACGACACCUUCUUCCUCCACCAAGAUGACCCACGAGACAACCGCGCCCAUCACUCUCGACCCUACUGCCCAGUCGAAGCUGUACUCCGAGCUGGAAUGCAUGGUCUGCAACACCGCCAACGACUUCCUCAUGCAGCAGUACUACGACGGUCGCAUAUCCUCGGAGUCGAUCAGAAAGACCAAUGCCUUCUGGGGAUCGAAGAACCGACCCCGCGUCACAGAGUUCCGCUUCGACCAGGCGACCCAGCGGGAAAUCAUCAUGGCCAACCGUCGCAUGCUGAACUUCACUGGGGAGUACAUCACCAACCCCAUUUUGAUGCACUCCAAUCUGCGCAACUGGAAGGCUAUCGCCCGAGAGAUGAGCAUCCGCACUUUCUGUCUACCUGACAGCGCCAUCCGCAAGCACCUCCACGACAUUCGAAAACUCCUGGAGAUGCUGAACGCUCCCCUGCCGACGCUAGAAGCGUUCCAUGCCAUCAAUGUCCGAACUCAGGAGCAGAUGAUGGAUGGACUGAAACAGGGCCGUGGAAGCAAGCUUAGCUUUGCGUACUGA
Molecule: messenger RNA, 1290 nt
Organism: Penicillium alfredii
Lineage: Eukaryota; Fungi; Ascomycota; Eurotiomycetes; Eurotiales; Aspergillaceae
Exons: 2
Coding region: 1-1290 (429 amino acids)
Source: RefSeq, a predicted model, not a curated record